AUGGAUUCAGCAUCUGCCAGUGGCCAGCACUCCCAAGAAUCCCCACCCCCUUGGAGCGAGUCUUCAGACAGUGAAUCUUUCACUUCAAAUGUCCUUGACCGAUUUGUUGAUCGCACUAUAUCUAUAGUGUCCCUCGACAGCAUCACACACCUGCCUCGAUAUUCAGUUUCGGGAGGCCAACAGCCAUUAGACCAAGAGAUCGACGCCAAUAUUAUUCUCAGCACACACGGCGAAAUAACUUCACGAUGCCCCGCCGACGAUGGCGAUAUCACAACGACCUCAGGGGGCGUUCCGCAUCGAGAUGGCAGCAUCUUGAGGGCUUCACCAGUGUCACCUCCCCACUAUUCAUCUACUCCUCCGAGAUAUUCUGGCGUUUUCGGUGCUUCGGCUCAGCAAAUCACAGCGGAAGGGCUGUCCCGCACUGAACACACAUACAAUAUCUGCAGUGGACUGAAGAACAAGCCAUGGGCUACGUUUCGCAUCUUCAGCGAACCGCCAGUGGGUGCUGCUCAGAAGCAUCAGAAGUUCCCCCGAUUCUCCGGAGGUGAUAUGGUCGCGGGCUUGAUUGAGUUCGCUUCAGAUAGUUCUCAGACUGUUAACUCUAUCACCGUCUCUCUUCGUGGGAGAAUUAUAAGGGGUUACCUUGCCGGGGAAUCUGACACCUUUCUCGACCAUCAAGUCAGCAUCUGGACACGAGCCUCCGGAGACCCACGCUUUCCAAACCCAGGGUCUACAAAAAAAUUCGAUGGAAAGCUCAAGGGGGCGUAUCAAUUCCCCUUUGCUUUUCCAUUCCCUACUCACGUGGACGUAUCAACAUCUACUGCAAUCUCUCUGCCAUUGCCAACCCCUUUGGAUCCUGUUGUGCCUUCACCCAGCCCAGCCCCUUCGAGUACACCAGCUACGCCAUCGUCGAAAUCGUUUCUAUCUGCUACCACACCAAGUGCUUCUCACUUGCGCUCUUUUAGCUCCCCCACGGAUCCUAGUUUUGCGUCCAGCUCGCGGAACGUGCAUAUGGGUACAAAUCAUCAAUUUACAGGCAGUCACAUUAGUGGAAUAUCGACGGCGAACAUCCCCUUGAGCGGCAGACGCAAAAGAUCAUCGAGACCGCAAAAUGAAGUUGAUCCUUUCUCAGUGGUUCCAAGUUCUACGGGAGAGUCGGAAAAGGCGAGGCUCAGGCGAGCGUUAGAGGAACGGGAUCGGGCUCAUGCGGAAAUUCAAGGCAACAGGUCAAGGUCCCCUUCGACGCACACUUAUCCUACGCCACAAACUUUCCUGGAGCACGGCAUCCAUGCGAACGUGCAAUAUGAGUUAAGCUUACAUAUUGCGCACGGAAUGUUGCGGCCCGCAAGCAAAUUGAGGACGGCUAUCGUCUAUACUCCUUCCACUACACCUUCUCCAGCUUCAGUCGCUCGCCAACUUGCUUAUACCGAAGGUGCUUCGGUGCCUGGGCCAGCGGCAGAUCCAGUUGGAUGGCAAACUCUCCCUAAAGUCAUGGUUUGUGGCGAACUUUUAGGCCGUCGCAAGGUUGAAGUGGAAUGUACCCUCUCACUCGCCAAACCUCUCUGUUACACCCGUGGCACCGUCAUUCCUUGCUACUUGACCCUCGAAAGCUCAAACUCCCAUGCCCUCGGCCUUCUUUCAACGCCAAAGUCUCCCUUUGUCCGCCUUACGCGGCGGGUACGUUACAGCCAGGACGCGUCGUCUACAAUCGACAACAAGAAGUCAAAAGAGUUGACAAGUCCCUUAAGCACACCCAAUGGCGACUCUGUCGUGCCGAAUGCUAGAUCCUCGACUUCCUCUCGGCCCGGAGGUAGAGACGUCAAGAUGGUCAAUGGUGGUAGAUCAGGGGAGAUGAUAGAGGAAGUAGAUGAGGUAGAGCUGGCCGUGUGGCGUAUGCCGCCGAUGGACGCUACACAGGAAAUGAACGUGAAGAAUCUGGAGGGCGAAAUCCAUCUUGCCAAGGACCUACAGCCGACAUGUAAAUUUCUACCCUUCAGUGUUGAGUAUGCCGUCGAACUGCUCCCACUAGUCUCGCACGCGUUCGAGCCCAUUCCACCUGACCGAGAACAUUGCCUCAUUGUACAACCCGUCGAGAUCGCUACGCAUCAUUCUGAGGGCCCUAUGCCGACUGCCUUCUCCCAACCUAUGUCCGAUCGAGAAAGAGAAAAAAAGAAGAAGGAGAGAGAGAAACGAAAGGAGCACGUCGAGAUAAUGCUGAGCAGAGGUUUGUUCGAAACGUAA
Laccaria bicolor S238N-H82 is the source of this 2241-nucleotide messenger RNA. RefSeq lists its product as uncharacterized. NCBI's taxonomy places the organism in Eukaryota, Fungi, Basidiomycota, Agaricomycetes, Agaricales, Hydnangiaceae. The transcript has 5 exons. Bases 1 to 2241 code for a protein of 746 amino acids. The record is from RefSeq and is a predicted model, not a curated record.